UAAGCUCGAGAGUGGAAGAGGAAAAGAGAGCGAAAGCGAGAGCCGCGAGCUCACCUCACCUCACUCCUCGCCUCCUCGCUUCCAUUCCCCGAUCGAUUCCGGCCGCCGGGAGCAUGAUCUGACCCCGGAUUCCGGCGAUUCGAUCCGCGGAGAGCAAGAUCGGUGGUCCUUUCGCCGGAAUUGGCGAUGUCGUCGUCGCCGUUGGUGCUUACUGUCCUCUUGUUUGCGUCGCUGACCUGGCUGGUGGUUCUUGCCCCGCGCUCCUCGUCGCCGCCGGCGACGGCGACGCCGUCGCCGCCUGUGGUGGGUGAUGGGGUGGGUGGAGGUGGGGAGGAUGGUGAUCUCGCGCUGUUCCGGCGAGCCACGCUGGACGGCGGCGAGGGGGCGGCGGCGAUGGCGGUGGCGGAGCCUAAGGUGGCGUUCUUGUUCCUCACCAACUCGGAGCUCACGUUCGCGCCGCUGUGGGAGAGGUUCUUCGAGGGGCAUGGCGAGAGGCUGAACGUGUACGUGCACGCCGACCCGGCGGCGCGGCUGAUGAUGCCGCCGACGAGGUCGUUCAAGGGGCGGUUCGUGGCGGCGGGGCCGACGAAGCGCGCCGACGCGACGCUGAUCGCCGCGGCGCGCCGCCUGCUCGCCGCCGCGCUGGUGGACGACGCCGCGAACGCCUACUUCGCGCUGCUGUCGCAGCACUGCAUCCCCGUCCACUCCUUCCGCCACCUCCACGCGACGCUGUUCCCGCCCCCCGCCGCGGCGGCCGCGGCGGCGCGCCGCCAACGCCGCCUCCCGAGCUACAUCGAGGUGCUCGACGGCGAGCCGCAGAUGGCGUCGCGGUACGCGGCGCGCGGCGAGGGCGCCAUGCUUCCCGAGGUCCCGUUCGACCGGUUCCGCGUGGGCUCCCAGUUCUUCACACUCGCGCGGCGCCACGCCGCGCUCGUUGUCGGCGAGCGCCGCCUCUGGGACAAGUUCCGGCAGCCGUGCCUGGACCAGAACGCGUGCUACCCGGAGGAGCACUACUUCCCGACGCUGCUCGACAUGGCCGACCCCGCCGGCGUCGCGCGGUACACGCUGACGCACGUCAACUGGGCCGGCAGCGUGCACGGCCACCCGCACACGUACACGGCGGCGGAGGUGUCGGCGGAGCUCGUCGCCGACCUCCGCCGCCCCAAGAAGAACACCACCCACGACUACAUGUUCGCGCGCAAGUUCUCGCCGGAUUGCCUCGCCCCGCUCAUGGACAUCGCCGACGCCAUCCUCUUCAACGAUUGAUCUCCAUUGCUGCUGCUCUGCUCAUCAAAGGAGUUGAUUUUGCAGAAGAAGUGGCCUCUGUUAUUUCUCCCGGUGUCUGAAACCUGAGAAGUUCAGAGUUUCAGAGUUUCAGUCCCUUCCUCUUCUGUUCUUGCCAUGAUACUUGGUGUAAUCGUCUGUAGAUUAGAAAAAAGAAAGCAAGUGAGCAACAACCUAAUGCGAAGCAGCAGGUGUUGCCUGGAUCAUCUCAUCAGAUAACAUGAUGAUCUCAUGAUCCAUCUAUAUAAUCAUCCAAUGCAUUUGCCUAGAGCUAGCAGCCUAAGGCUGCCUGUGCCUGAAUGCAUUAGCUGAUGAAGUGUCAAAUGUCAAUUAGUGUUCAGUAAUCAGUACUAGUAUACUGCAAUUAAUAAACCUCUUGCAAAGCUACUACUACUUGUCAGCUCCUGUGCAUAAGAAGUAAUUAAGCAGACAGGUUUUUGUAGCAAGUUUCAUGUGAUGACUUUUGAGCAGAAAUAAAAUAAAGAAAAUGGCAGAAUCAAGCA
Messenger RNA from Oryza sativa Japonica Group (Japanese rice), 1787 nucleotides. Its product is annotated as glycosyltransferase BC10-like. Gene Ontology annotation, cellular component: membrane. The record is from RefSeq and is a predicted model, not a curated record. Lineage: Eukaryota; Viridiplantae; Streptophyta; Magnoliopsida; Poales; Poaceae. Gene Ontology annotation, molecular function: glycosyltransferase activity.